AUGAAGCAGUUAGUGGUGGUGAAUGUGUGGCUGGAUCAAGAAUUCUACCAAUUAGCAGAUACUCUGAUAGCUGUUUUACAACAUAUGGAUAUCAUUGAAUCUAUCGUCAAUAUACCUGUGCAAAAUCCAUCUGAGGAGGAGUUCUCUUCUGCUGAUUUGAAUUGGACCAAAUUUGGAAGUGCAGAGCGUCAUGAUGAUGUAGCCCUUAUUCCUUAUGCCCGAGUUGAUGCAUUUAUAAUUGGAGAGUGUUCUAAAAUAGAAUGCCCAACACGGUUCCAUAUUGAGAGGGGAAGGAAACGAUCAAAGGGCAGUUUAAAAGAAUACAAGAAUGAUGAAUAUCUGGAAUACAGGCUGUACUGGUGUUCCUUUGGUCCUGAAAACUACGGAGAAGGUGGGGGUAUUUUACCAAGCAGACGAUAUCGACUUAACACUCGAAACCGUGCUGCAAGACCUCAAUCCAUGAGGGGCUGUACAUGCCAUUUUGUAGUGAAGCGUCUCUAUGCCCGCCCAUCUCUUGCACUACUUAUAUAUAAUGAUAGGCGUCAUGUAAACAAAUCUGGUUUUGUCUGCCAUGGGCCACUUGACAGAGAUGCGAUUGGACCUGGUGCCAAAAAAAUUCCAUACAUAUGCAGUGAGAUUCAACAGCAAACUAUGUCUAUGAUAUACCUUGGUAUUCCUGAGGAAAAUGUAUUAGAGAAACACAUUGAAGGAAUUCAGCGUUACUGUGGUUCUAAUGCGAAAGUCAACAGCCUUGCUUCUCAGUAUGUCCAAAAACUGGGGAUGAUUAUCAAACGUUCUACCCAUGAAUUGGAUCUGGAUGAUCAAGCUAGCAUUCGAAUGUGGGUUGAACGCAACAAGAAAUCUAUUUUCUUUUAUCAGGAUACUUCAGAAACAAAACCUUUUAUUUUGGGUAUCCAAACUGAAUGGCAGUUACAGCAAAUGAUUCGUUUCGGUCAUCGUAGUCUCAUAGCAACUGAUUCAACAUUUGGCAUAAAGAGACUGAAGUACCCCUUGUGCACGCUUCUUGUGUUUGACUCUAGACAACAUGCUCUUCCUGUUGCUUGGAUCAUUACUCGUAGCAUUGCCAAGCCAGAUGUUUCAAAUUGGAUGAAAGCUCUGCUAGGCCGUGUUAUUGCUGUUGACCCUGGAUGGAAGGUCAAUGGGUUUUUAGUUGAUGAUGCUGCUGCAGAGAUUGAUCCCAUAAGAGAGACAUUUUCUUGCCCUGUCCUAUUUUCUCUCUGGCGUGUUCGUCGAUCGUGGCUGAGGAAUAUUGUCAAGAAAUGUUGUAACAUUGAAGUCCAGCGAGAGAUAUUUAAGCGGCUGGGAGAAGUAGUGUACAGUAUUUGGGGUGGAGUAAAUUAUGUGGUUGCUCUAGAAGAAUUGACCCAGGAUUUUGUUGAUCAAACUGCCUUUGUACAGUACUUCAAGGCCACUUGGGUGCCCAAGAUUGAAAUGUGGCUUACAACAAUGAAAACACUUCCACUUGCAAGUCAGGAGGCAUCUGGUGCCAUAGAAGCUUAUCAUGUCAAGCUCAAAGUCAAACUAUAUGAUGACUCACACCUUGGUGCACUCCAGAGAGUUGACUGGCUGGUGCACAAGUUGACUACUGAGUUGCACUCAAGCUACUGGCUUGACCGAUAUGCAGAUGAAAGUGAUUCCUUCCAAAAUGUUAAGGAUGAAUACAUUGCUUCUACGUCAUGGCAUAGGGCCCUGCAUAUUCCUGAUACUGCU
This is a messenger RNA of Ilex paraguariensis (yerba mate), 1731 nucleotides long. The record is from the annotation of a GenBank genome assembly. Lineage: Eukaryota; Viridiplantae; Streptophyta; Magnoliopsida; Aquifoliales; Aquifoliaceae.